This is a messenger RNA of Hibiscus syriacus, 552 nucleotides long. RefSeq lists its product as uncharacterized. Lineage: Eukaryota; Viridiplantae; Streptophyta; Magnoliopsida; Malvales; Malvaceae. The coding region runs from base 1 to 552 and encodes 183 amino acids. The record is from RefSeq and is a predicted model, not a curated record. The transcript has a single exon.
AUGAAUUUCACCGCCAUUCCCUCAGAGGUUGAAAAGACAAAAACAACAAUGCCAGUUCAAGAAAUUAUUGGAGAUCUUCACAUCAACUUGCCAUUGGUUGAGGCGAUCAAGCAAAUACCGAACUAUGCUAAGUACCUUAAAGUCAUUGUCUCUAAAAGAACAAGGAUAAGAGAGUCUGAAACAGUUACUGUGAUGAAGGGAUGUAUGGCCAUGUUGCAUAACCGAAUGCCACCCAAACUAAAAGAUCUCGAUAGCUUCACAAUACCAUGUACAAUCGAAAAUUGUUACGUCGGAAAUUCAUUAUGCAAUCUUGGAGCGAGUAUAAAUCUUAUGCCUAAAUUUGUGUUCCGAAUAUUGGGUAUCGGGAAGGAGAAAUCUACGUCAGUUAUGCUACAACUUGAAGACAAAUCCUAUGUGCAACCAGAGGGAAAAAUUAAAGGUAUACUUGUAAAAGUUGAUAAAUUUAUUUUUCCAACUGACUUCAUUGUUAUGGAUUGUGAAGCAGAUGAAUUUACAUCUAUUAUCCUUGGAAGACAAUUCCUAGCAACAUGA